AUGGCUCUGGUGCAAGGCAAAUGGAUCAAGCUUGAUCAAAAGGGAACUGGGCCUGGAGCAAGAAGCUCACAUGCCAUUACCCUAGUAGGACAGAAGGGCUAUGUUUUUGGUGGCGAAUUCACGCCACGUGUCCCCGUUGACAACAAACUCCACGUGUUCGACCUCAAGGAGCUGACGUGGCAUGUGAUCGAUGGAACCGGUGAUGUCCCGCCGCCACGUGUUGGUGUGACAUUGGUAGCUGUUGGACAAAUCAUCUAUGUUUUUGGUGGUAGGGACUAUGACCACAACGAGCUCAAUGAGCUCUAUUCCUUUGACACAUCUACAAACAACUGGAACCAAAUUUCUAGCGGGGACAUUGGGCCCCCUCAUCGGAGCUACCACUCCGUGACCGCCGAUGACCGCCAUGUGUAUAUUUUUGGCGGCUGCGGUGUGGCCGGCCGGCUUAAUGAUCUAUGGGCCUACGACGUGGUCGAUAAAAAAUGGAUCCAAUACCCAAAACCGGGUGACAAUUUGAAGGGGAGAGGCGGGCCUGGCCUGCUAGUCGUCGAAGGGAAAAUAUGGGUUGUGUAUGGCUUUACUGGAGAGGAAGCUGACGAUGUGCACACCUUCGACCCAGCCCAUGGGGAGUGGACUCAAAUUGAGACAAGCGGUGAGAAACCAACGGCUCGGAGUGUAUUUUCUACAGUAGCAAUCGGAAAAUACAUAGUUAUAUACGGUGGGGAAGUGGACCCUAGUGACUUGGGCCACAUGGGUGCCGGGAAAUUUGCUGCCGAGGUCUAUGCACUGGACACAGAGACAUUGGUGUGGAAGAGGUGGGAUGAUGGGCUUGGCUCGAGCCAACAUCCCGGGCCUCGCGGGUGGUGCGCUUUUGCCCGCGGGCAGUGGGAUGGAGAAGUGGGCCUUUUGGUGUAUGGCGGAAACUCACCAACUAAUGAUCGCCUUGGUGAUAUUUUCUUCUUCACUCCUUAUUUGGAAGCAAAUGGUAAAUGA
Messenger RNA from Prunus armeniaca (apricot), 990 nucleotides. Lineage: Eukaryota; Viridiplantae; Streptophyta; Magnoliopsida; Rosales; Rosaceae. The record is from the annotation of a GenBank genome assembly.